AAGAGAGCGAGCCAGAGAGUCAGGGCGGGAAAAGCCUGCUCGGUUGAGCGGUAUUAACACGGCGUAGCAAUUUCAUCCUCCCAAACGUGAUCUCCUUUAACAACCGCGAGCGCUCAAAUGCCUGUUGCCAGGUUACCGUCCAGCACUGUGAAGCGCGGCAUCGCGUACGGCAUGGCGAAGAGCUGCUGACUCGCGCCCGUCUCUGAAUAAUGAAUAACCGAUGCAUUCACAACCGGGGGAACGCGAUGAAUAGGCGAGUGUGAUCGCGAUCGAGUCCGCAGCGUUGUCGCUGGAGCCGGGGGAAGCCAUGCAGCUUCAGUCUGCAGCGCAGUGCAAGGUGUCCGGGUUCAUACUGAAGGAAAGAUGCGCCCUGUCUUCAAAAAUGGAAGUGCACCGCGAGCAGAGUAUCUGUCAGGCGCGGGCCGCUGUCAUGGUAUAUGACGACGCCAAUAAGAAAUGGGUUCCGGCCGGCGGAUCCACGGGCUUCAGUCGAGUCCACAUCUAUCACCACACGGGCAACAACGCCUUCAGAGUAGUGGGCCGUAAGAUUCAGGACCACCAGGUGGUAAUAAACUGUGCCAUUCCCAAGGGGCUGAAAUACAACCAGGCAACACAAACCUUUCACCAGUGGCGAGACGCACGGCAGGUCUACGGGCUUAACUUUGGCAGCAAAGAGGAUGCCAAUGUAUUUGCCAGUGCAAUGAUGCAUGCCCUGGAGGUGCUGAACUCUCAGGAUGCAGGCCCCCCGUUGCCAAGACAGACCCCUCAGGUGCAGAAUGGCCCUUCACCAGAGGAGCUGGAGAUGCAGAGAAGGCAGCUGCAGGAGCUCCAGCGUCAGAAAGAGCAGGAGCGUGAGCGGCUUGACCGGGAACGUCUUGAGCGUGAACGGCUGGAACGCGAGAUGCUGGAGAGGGAACGCCAGGAACGGGAGCGUCAGGAGAGAGAGCGGCUUGAAAGGGAACGUGCCGAGCAGGAACGUCUGGAGCAGGAACGUCAGGAGCAAUUGGAACGAGAACGCCAGGAAAGGGAGUGCGCUGAGAGGGAGAUGAUGGAGAGAGAGCGUGCCGAGAGAGAAAAGCAAGAGCACCAGGAGCAGCUGGACAGAGAGCAGAUGGACUGGGAAAGAGGAAGACGCAUCUCCAACGCCGCAUUUGAAAGCACCCUAUACACGCCCCCACCUCCCGAAUACAAUAAGACCACCUCCUCGUCACCUGCGUCUCCUUCCACACUCAACUACCCAAUGCAUUCCCCCUCCACGGCCACCCCUCCCACCCCUCCCCUGCGCCAUUCGGCAUCCAGAUUCGCCACUUCGCUAGGAUCCGCCUUCCACCCCGUCCUGCCUCAUUACGCCACCGUACCCCGCAGGCAACCCGCCCCACCCACGCCACCACCCCCAGCCCCACCUCCUCCAGUUCCCGCCUCCAAAUCAGCAGUUUGGACGGCCAGUAAUUUCAUGCCCCUACCUCCCUCUCCUCCAGUCAUGAUUAGCAGUCCACCCGGCAAGGCCACGGGCCCUCGCCCAGUUAUCGCCAUUCCCGCCCCCAGUCCGCUUUCCCAGAAACCCCCCUCACCCAUCAUGGCGCCCAACGGGCCACCUUCCUCGCUUCACUUCCACACCUCAUCUCCAGUCUCGGGUCAGCCUUUCUCAUCGCCGCCAACGCCACCCCCUCCGCCCCCCCUGUACUCGCCCUCGCCCACCAUGCCCCAUGUGUCGUGUCCCUCACCCCAGCCUGCUGUUGUCCCUUCUCCUUCCACAGCCUUCCCUGCCUCUGCUGAGCACUCUGUAAACUCUGGGUUGGGAGACUCCUGCUCCUCUGCUCCAGAGCUGCCUGCUGAUUUCCCCAGCCAGCCGGAUUUAGUACAGGGGAUGCCCACCCCUCCACCUCCCCCACCCCUUCCUCCCGGCUCCACUGUGACCCCCACCACUGCCGGACCACUGCUGCCUCCUGGCCCCCCUCCUCCUCCCCCACCACCACUCCCUCCUACACUUACCCCGACUGGGCCUCCCCCACCUCCAGGACCACCACCCCCACUCUCAGGCCAGGCUCCACCACCAGCACCACCUCCACCUCCCGCCCCACCCUUACCCUCGGGUCUGUUCACCCCCUCACCCACCACAGAUGAGAACAAGGCCCUAUCUGGGCUCGCAGCCGCCCUCGCUGGAGCCAAGCUACGGAAAGUUUCAAGGCCUGAUGAGCCACCGACUCCACCUUUGGUCGGUGUUGCGAGUUCUGGUGGUGCCAAGCCCGAGGCAGCCCGCGGGAACGGCCUUUUACCUGGAGGAGGCGGUCUAAUGGAGGAGAUGAGUGCCCUGCUGGCCAGGAGGAGAAGAAUCGCAGAGAAGGGUUCAUCACCAGAGCCUGAGCAGAAAGCUGAGGAGUUUGAGGCAACCAUUACUCCGAAAGUGUCAGCCUGUAGCACACCAGACAUGCCCAGAAAGCCUUGGGAGAGGACAAACACAAUGAACGGUAGCAAAUCGCCAGUCAUCGGAAGACCAAGGUCUACACCAACUCCUACCGGAUCCAUAAGUGCCAAUGGGGUGCCAACAGAAGCUUUAGACUAUGACAGAUUGAAACAGGACAUUCUAGAGGAGAUGAGGAAGGAACUGUCAAAGCUGAAAGAAGAACUAAUAGAUGCAAUCAGGGAGGAAUUGGGCAAGUCAAGCUCUGAAUAGGAUGAUGAGACGCAUCUGUAUUUUACCCACGAGAACAGCUUCGGUUUAAGACAUUAUCUCAAAAGCAAUGAAAAUGGACAUUUACAGUUUUAACCAGUGGUGAUCACAAUAACCAUGUUAUUCGGGAAGAUCUGUUGAGGAAGUUUUGAGCGUGAGGUCACAGGGGUGCGAGGGGAUGCCCAGAUGACUCGACAGCAACAGCGUACUCCCGAAGCCCUGUUUUUUGGGGGGGGGGUCAGGACACAGUCUUAAGGAAGUGACUGUCCGUAUGCAAUGGAUGACUUACUGCGGAAGUCAAUUCGGAUGAUGGACACAAUCUAUUACUGAACUACAUACUGUAUUAACCAUCGAAGAGUGAAAUUGUAAAUCGAGCUGAUGACAUUCAUUCUAUGGCACAUUGUUUAGCAAAGGGCAGGCUUUGUAGUUUAUGAAUUCUAUAAAUGGUGGUGAUGAUGAUGAUGAUAAUGAUGAUGAAGAAAUGUUAAUUCAGUUGGUCUUUAUAUAGAGCUGAAUCUUGAUCUCUGGCCAACCAAAUGUGUAUGGCUGUCUAUUGCUGCAGGACUCUUACGCUUGUCUUCCUACUAUUUUAAUCACAAUAUGUACAUUAAAGAAGAAAAUAAACAUUAUACCCUCUUUCAGUCAACCUGUCCUGAUGUGCGCCAAGACCAUAUCAGGUAGCUUAAUCGCUCUUGGGAUGAUGAGUCUUCUGGUCGAUGAGCCGCUGUUACACGUAUACCUUCUUUGUCUGGUGUGUUUGCCGGGAAGAUUACGAGGGACAAUGCCUUUCUACUGUACAUCAUUGUAGCUCUUACCAAAAUCCUCUCAGCCAAUCAAAUCGAAAGUUGACGCCAACGUCGACCGGACCUUAUCUGUAGAUAGUGCUCACCAGAAAUACUAUGAAACUUUUUACACGCAGUAGGCUCUUUCGUAUUUCUUUCAAUUUCGGUGCAUGUCUUCUUAUGAACGGUAAGGGAAAAACGGUUGCCACGAAAAUAAUUUAAGUUCGUAAGCAAUAAGUGUAGCAUCUUUACUCGUUUUCCCAUGUGUUUUUCUUCUUUAAGCCCAUCCACUCUGCCCUAAAACCGUGGUUGAUGUUCUCCAUACGCAUACUUGUAAGUGCAUUUCGCAAAAGGACAACUCUUAGCCAUAAUAAAUUUGCAGGGGUACGACAUCCUAUAUUUUAGGAUUUAAGGAUGCAAAAGAUCAUGCAUGGAAACUUAUUCUGCUUCUUCUGGGCCAAGCAGCACAUCACAGACGAAUACAGGUUUGUGGCAUUAUAAAUGGUUUGGAUUUUUUGUCCCUUUUUUUUGUCCAGUCAUGUAUUGUUUAUUUAUGCGUUGACCUUCUUCUGCACACUGGAAGGCAUUCGGCUCGGUUUGUAGAAGGGCUCUAUCUUCCAACAUGCUUUUGUUAGGGAACUUUUAUUGGGAAUGUGCUUUUUAAGAUGGAUAUCUUUGUACAAACAUGAAGUGUGAUUAUAGGCUAUGUGAAUUUUACGGCAAAUCAUUGAAUUUAUUCUCUCGGAUCAAAUCUCUCCCCAACCCAUGGCAUGGUUGCAUCUGCUCACCUUUCAAUCCUAUGGAAUUUCUUUUAUACAUUUUGUGCAGUUCACAACAAAUCCUUUUCGCCAUCACUGAAAAUAACCUCUCAAGGAAUCAGAGCGUUUGUAUGGAGUGUUUACAGCAUUGAUUGCACUUUAAAAAACCCAUAGAAAUUCAAAUUAUUAUAAUGCUGACAGGACAGCCGUCCCUUUGUGGCUGGCAAUAUCACCAAAGCUAAAGAGUGAGUUAAUCUCUUGAACGUCUCCCUCUCCUGAUCCACCCUUUGUUUUAACAACAAACAACUAUUGUAGGUUGAUCAUUAGGUUAAACAGGCGUAAUGUUUUGAUCAGGGUUGAUUCAUUCCUGGAAAAGCCUGUUUGUGACCCUCAUGGUUUGUGCCUUGUUUGGAAGUUGUAUUUGAUAUGUCAGAAAUUUAAAAGCGUAUAUAUAGAGAGUAUUAUUUUAGGGCCUGCCAUAACUUUGAUUGUUUUGCAUUUUCAGCAAGUUGCAAAGGAAGCUUUUUUGAUCUUUGUUUAAAAUUAAACAUGCAUUCUCAUUCUUCUGCGUCAUUUUCCUUUGCAAUUACGGUGUGGUUUGUGUUAAGGUUAAAACCAUGUAUGCUGGCGAGAUGUGAGAAACUGAUCUUUGUCGUGGUGGAAAUCAGUUGAUGAUGUUAUCAAUUUUGAUCGUGUUGUCGGCACCUUGGGACAGGUCAUAUUUAACUGAACUUCCUUAAAAUGCAACUUUCAGUUUCUUUAUCUUUCUAUUUUAUCGUCAUGUUGUACCAUACUGUUUUCAUGUUAAUUAGAAGUUUCUUACAUGCUAACAUUGUUUUGUUUGAGCAAAUGAAAUAAAAAUUGCAAUACA
Messenger RNA from Triplophysa dalaica, 5082 nucleotides. RefSeq names its product ENAH actin regulator (gene enah). The record is from RefSeq and is a predicted model, not a curated record. The transcript has 14 exons. Gene Ontology annotation, biological process: actin polymerization or depolymerization; axon guidance; actin polymerization-dependent cell motility. Lineage: Eukaryota; Metazoa; Chordata; Actinopteri; Cypriniformes; Nemacheilidae. Gene Ontology annotation, molecular function: SH3 domain binding; profilin binding. The coding region runs from base 308 to 2674 and encodes 788 amino acids.